Prunus dulcis (almond) is the source of this 1837-nucleotide messenger RNA. RefSeq names its product guanosine nucleotide diphosphate dissociation inhibitor 1. Gene Ontology annotation, cellular component: cytoplasm. NCBI's taxonomy places the organism in Eukaryota, Viridiplantae, Streptophyta, Magnoliopsida, Rosales, Rosaceae. The record is from RefSeq and is a predicted model, not a curated record. Gene Ontology annotation, biological process: vesicle-mediated transport; protein transport; small GTPase-mediated signal transduction. Gene Ontology annotation, molecular function: Rab GDP-dissociation inhibitor activity. The coding region runs from base 212 to 1546 and encodes 444 amino acids. The transcript is spliced from 13 exons.
CAAAGCAUCUUACUAGAAAUUGUAAUAUAUUCAGAUUUAUAUAAAAUAAAAAAAUAAAAAAAGGAAUAAGGUAGUAGUGCUGAUAUAUUAUUAGUGCAAUACCAGCACGACAUAGAUUAGACUUGUGUGAGAAACUGGGAAGAGAGCUUGAGACCAAAACCCUAGAAUUGUGUGAAGUUUGAUCUGUUCAGAUCAAAGAAGCGAGGAGGAAAUGGAUGAAGAGUAUGAUGUCAUAGUGUUGGGAACGGGUCUCAAAGAAUGCAUCCUCAGCGGUCUUCUCUCCGUUGACGGCCUGAAGGUUCUGCACAUGGAUAGGAAUGAUUAUUAUGGAGGAGAGUGUGCAUCACUUAAUCUUUUCCAGCUAUGGAAGAGGUUCAGGGGAGAUGAUAAGCCCCCAGCACAUUUGGGCUCAAGUAGGGAUUAUAAUGUGGACAUGGUCCCUAAGUUUAUGAUGGCCAAUGGCACUCUGGUGCGUGUCCUAAUUCACACAGAUGUCACCAAGUAUUUGUACUUCAAAGCUGUGGAUGGCAGUUUUGUGUAUAAUAAAGGAAAGGUUCACAAGGUUCCAGCAACUGACAUGGAGGCACUUAAAUCUCCACUCAUGGGCCUGUUCGAAAAGCGCCGUGCCCGCAAGUUCUUCAUAUAUGUUCAAGAUUAUAAUGAAAGUGAUCCCAAAACACAUGAGGGAAUGGACUUAAGAAGAGUGACUACUAGAGACUUGAUUGCAAAAUAUGGUCUUGAUGACAACACUGUUGACUUCAUUGGGCAUGCAUUGGCACUUCAUAGAGAUGACCGCUACCUGGAGGAACCUGCACUGGAGACUGUGAAGAGAAUGAAGCUAUAUGCGGAGUCUCUUGCACGUUUUCAAGGAGGAUCACCAUACAUAUAUCCAUUAUAUGGAUUAGGAGAGCUUCCCCAGGCAUUUGCACGACUUAGUGCAGUUUAUGGUGGGACGUAUAUGUUGAAUAAACCCGAGUGCAAGGUAGAGUUCAAUGAUGAGGGGAAAGUAAUCGGUGUAACAUCUGAAGGGGAAACUGCUAGGUGCACGAAAGUUGUCUGUGAUCCUUCUUACUUGCCCAACAAGGUUAGGAAGGUUGGUAAGGUUGCAAGGGCUAUUGCGAUAAUGAGCCACCCAAUUCCGAACACCAAUGAUUCUCAUUCAGUGCAGGUUAUCCUGCCGCAGAAGCAGUUGGGUCGCAGAUCAGAUAUGUAUCUUUUCUGUUGCUCUUACUCUCACAAUGUUGCUCCAAAGGGAAAAUUUAUUGCAUUUGUAUCAACAGAGGCAGAGACUGAUCAUCCUGAGACUGAGCUAAAGCCAGGAAUUGACCUUUUAGGACCUGUUGAAGAGAUAUUUUUUGAUAUUUAUGACAGAUAUCUGCCAGUCAAUGAACCCUCUUUGGACAAUUGCUUCAUAUCAACCAGUUAUGAUGCGACAACACACUUUGAGUCCACUGUCAUGGAUGUACUCAACAUGUAUACCUUGAUUACAGGGAAGGUUCUUGACCUCAGUGUGGACCUAAGUGCUGCUAGUGCUGCAGAAGAAUGAGUAAAAACUACAUGUGGUGCUUGUACAAUUGUGCUUUGUUCCAAGUACGUUGAACUGCUUAAGUUGCUGGUGGUAAUCCUCAUACCGUGGAGGACUCUAUGAGUUUUCACUUUUAUUUAUAGACUUGAUAUGUGAUAUAAUGCUGUUUUAAAUGUACUAAACGUCCUUUCAAGAAAAAUUGUACUUUAAAACAUGUCUAGAUUUCGGACGUGCACAUGUGGUAAUGUUAUUUUCAGGUUGCGAGUAUGCGGGGAGGCAUAUAAAAGUAUUACUUAUCAGGGGAUUUGCAAA